Molecule: messenger RNA, 1284 nt
Organism: Wyeomyia smithii (pitcher-plant mosquito)
Lineage: Eukaryota; Metazoa; Arthropoda; Insecta; Diptera; Culicidae
Exons: 1
Coding region: 1-1284 (427 amino acids)
Source: RefSeq, a predicted model, not a curated record
AUGAGCCGAGCGGCAGAUUACGUUUUCCCGAAGGCGGAUGCACUGCAAUGCAUCCCAGAAUUCAGGGGACACAAAGAUGAACUGGAAGCGUUCCUAUACCAUGUUCAGCAUUUCGCAGACGAAAUCCCAGAAAACGGGUCACACAGUGCACUAAUUUAUGUAGUCCUACUAAAACUAAAAGGCAAAGCAGCGGCAGUUUUGCCUCGGAUCAAGGCGGAGAGCUGGCCAGAGGUCAAACGCAACUUGAUCAAAGAAUUCGGUUCCAUUGAGAACAUCGAGUCGGUAAUAAAACGGAUCGAAACGCUACGACAGGAACCGAGCGAAGAUUACAGCGCAUAUAAAAGGAGAACGAUAGAGAUAAAAGAAUUGCUGGAUACAUUUGAAAAGAAUCAGGAGGGUGCAGCGGGUUCUGCAGUGGAAAGAAGCCUCAGGAUUCAUUUUAUUGGGGGUUUGCGGAUUUCACAUCUGAAGUUAAUGGCGGGAGGAAAUAAGAAAUUGAGCUUAGACGAGCUGCUGGACCUACUGGAGGAACGAGGGGAGGAAUGCGAACAACUCGCGGAUGUAGAAAACAGACUACGCUGUUUGGAUCUACUGGAGCAAGAGAAAGAGAGAGGCGGUAGGCGCUGGCAACCGAAUGGGACAGGUAGUAGCACCCAAGGAGGAGGCCGGGAUGGUUUCAACGGAGCCGGGAGCUCGCAGAACAGGGGCAAUGAGCGAUUUAGCAAUCGCCAGCGGCAGAUCAAUUGUACACGAAAUAACGAGGCCCAAGAUUACAGACAGCAGCCAGGUGGGAACAGUAGCAGCACCAACAACUACAAUUACAAUAACAAUCGUAACUACAGGGAAAACGCUAAUAGGGGAAACGAGCGACAACAAAAUAACGGGAACUACGGAAGCCAGUCAGGGGGCGGCUGGCCUAAUCAGGGUAGAAACCUUGACAGCAACCAAACCAACCAACAUAAUAAUAACGAUCGCUACCGAGGUUCACAGGGAGCGCGUUGGAACGGGUACAUACACCAAACCGAAUCACAAGAUUGGCGGGUUGCCGCUCGGAAUAACAACCAGCAAAGCAAUCGAAAUAGUUACAAUAAUGAUGGGUAUGACAACAAUCGAUAUAAUGACCGCCAGUAUCACCACCAUGAUGAUGGUUUUAAUUACGGCAACAAUAGAGGAAGAUCUCCCGGGCGCGGAAAUUACAAUAAUAAUAAUGGUAGAUAUAAUGAUGCGUACGAUCGCCAAUUUCGAAGCCGAGGCUACGAGCGCUACCAACAAUCAAAAAACUAG